Molecule: messenger RNA, 4044 nt
Organism: Ruditapes philippinarum (Manila clam)
Lineage: Eukaryota; Metazoa; Mollusca; Bivalvia; Venerida; Veneridae
Exons: 2
Coding region: 339-1622 (427 amino acids)
Source: RefSeq, a predicted model, not a curated record
CACUUUAGCUGUAAUUGUUUGUAAACAAUCCUUUUAAUCUUGACUUUAAGCUGUCAUAAUUCCUUAAAUGUUUGUAUUUUUAUGUAAAGUCUGAUUUCCUCAGUUGAAGAAUGUAAUUUUCUAACAAACUGCCAAGUAACUUUGUUAAAUUCCACAUAUUUCACUGUAUUUUCCUUGAAAUGUAAUUUUCAUGUGUUGGAAAUUUACUGUAAGCCGCCAUUUUGUACUUUGCAUUAUUGGCUAUUUAUAGCUGUUCCAUCGGUUAGUUUCUGUAAACACUAAGUAGGCAGAAGAUGUUCCGUUUUGGUACGCAAGAAAUAACAUCAUAAAAGAUUGGCAUGUCUCUGUCACAGUUUCGUAACAGAGGGCGAGCAUACAAGUGCAAGAGGUGCACUAAGGUCCAGCGAAAAGGUAGAAUGGUUGCACACAUACUCAAGCAUCAUGUACCAUUUGAUAGAGUACCGUUUGCAUGUUCUUUGUGUGGGUUCCGCUGUCUGGAUAAGCAAGCCUUGAUGGACCACAUAACCAAAUACACGAGACAUAGGGAGGAGGAAAGUCGCUAUGGUACUCCCGAUUACAAAAAGAUCUUACACAUGGCUGGUAAUCCGUACCAGAUUGGGGAUGAUGACAUGGAACAGCUGUCAAGGGAUGAGUCCCUUAGAUGGCACGCCAGGAACCAAAUCCAAGAGGGGCCAGAUGACAACGAUUGUUUUUAUGAAGAGGACGAGGAGGUAGUUUCAGGGGGCAUGGUGUUACCACAAUGGAUGGCUGGAACAACAGUUCUGGGAAAGACUGCCACUGCACCACCAUCCACUCCAGCUAUAACCAAGCCAACUGUGAGGACCCCUCUUCAGACACUGCCUAUGCUAACUCAGCACGACUUAGCUGAACUGUCGUACAGACCUACACAACAACUACCACAACAAGGACGAACUCCACAGCAAAAUCAACAAUUAAGCCAUCAACGUCAGCUCUUCACCAUCAAUAGUAACGACCUGCUUUCAUUCCAGACCACAACCACGGAUUUCCAUUCUAACCAGAAAGACACCAACAAUAACUUAAUGGACGAAAUUUUGAACACACCCGUAAUUAACCGGAGAAGUCCACUUAACACACCCUGUCUUGAUGAAAUAGUUGUGCAAGAAAACUAUGCCAACGACCCCUUAUUUCGGGAAGAUUUACAAUCUGACAGCUCUAGAAUGGAACCACCAACCAAACGACAAAAGACGACAACAGACAGGGAGCAACAGACAGAAGACCAAGAAGCAGGUACGACACCCAACAUAACGAAGGCCAUCAGUGAUGCCGCCAAACUCAUCGCUGAUGCCAUAAAUUGUAAUACAAGUGCUGUUCAGAGUAAUGAAAAAGCCCUUCAUAAAAUUGGAGAUGAACUCGUCAGGGUGGAGAGGAAGCUUUUUCAAAUUGAGCGCGUAUGCACGAUCAUGCAACAACAACAACAUCAACAACAGGAACCUCAUCAUAAUGAACAUUCAGAAAAUAAGGAAAACAAAAAAUCGAAACAAGCAUUCAAGAGUGUAGUUAAAAAAUGUGAACUGAACAAUAACAAUAAAGAUGUAUUUGAUGGACUUUUAAUAAUCAACCUGCUUAAUACUAUAAUGUGAUUUUAAAACACAAACAUGGACAUUUAUUACGAUUUAACAAAAGUGAACAAAUGAAAAUACAGUUGAAUACAUAUAAUUUGUAUUGACUUUAAGACAAUACAGUGAUGCUCCAAAAGUGAAUUAUCAGAAAUUACAAAAUAAGCUGUACAUGUUAUUAACUUGAAGAAAAUGUGUAUGAACUUUAUGAUGUACAGUGACGUUUCAAAUGUGUAUGAACUUUAUGAUGUACAGUGACGUUUCAAACGUGCAUGAACUUUAUGAUGUACAGUGACAUUUCAAAUGUGUAUGAACUUAAAUAUUUAUAGUGAUGUUUUUAAAUGCGUACAAUCAGAAACUACAAUAUAUUGAGUAUAUUAACUGGAAAAUAAUACAGUGACGUUUUCAAAUUGUGUAUAAACUUAAUGUUUUGAAAGUGAACAUUUAGACGUAAUAUUUGAGAGAAGACUGUAUAGACAUUGAUUAUUAUGGUAUAAAGUUAUGUUGCAAUUAUGGAGAAAUAGACUUACAAUUUAAAGGAAGUGUAUAUAAACUUUGUGAUAUACAGUGACGUUCUAAAAGUAUUAACUGUAAAGUUGACAUAUUCUAGUCACUUGAGAUUAUUGAAUUUAUAUUAUUUCAAGUGCAUGUAAUCAUAUUGAAUAUUUUUUACAAAAAAUAUUUUAUUGACUUUAAUGUUCUGUGUCGAACAACUUGUGAUAAUUAAUAUGUUAAUCUUAAAAUUUUAACUUGUGUUAAAUGUAUGGCAACAGGAGUUUAGCCAUAAGAACCAGGGGGUAAUGAUGUGUCCCGGGUAUCAGGCAUUAAUCAAUAAUUUAACUGUGAACUGUGUAACAAUUAUUUAUUUAGAAAACUUACCUACAUGAACUUUACUUUAUCAGUGGGUUGUGAAAUCCAGUACCAGGUGUUGACUUUAACAAGGCAUAAAAUGAAAAAUGAACUGUGCAUUGACAUUUUAAACAACACACUUUAGCUCAUUUAAACAGGUUAUACCAAUGAUAUUAGCUGCUGGUACUUUAUGUGUAAGAAAUCCUUAUCCGUGACACUUUAGCUGUAAUUGUUUGUAAACAAUCCUUUUAAUCUUGACUUUAAGCUGUCAUAAUUCCUUAAAUGUUUGUAUUUUUAUGUAAAGUCUGAUUUCCUCAGUUGAAGAAUGUAAUUCUCUAACAAACUGCCAAGUAACUUUGUUAAAUUCCACAUAUUUCACUGUAUUUUCCUUGAAAUGUAAUUUUCAUGUGUUGGAAAUUUACUGUAAGCCGCCAUUUUGUACUUUGCAUUAUUGGCUAUUUAUAGCUGUUGCAUCGGUUAGUUUCUGUAAACACUAAGUAGGCAGAAGAUGUUCCGUUUUGGUACGCAAGAAAUAACAUCACAAAAGGUAGAGAAUUUUUGGAAAUAGUCAUUAUUGUAUUUGCUUAUAGCUCUAUUAUUCUAAAAUUUUCCUCCAUUAAAGUAAAGUUAAGUCCGAUCAGUUUAUGAUCGUUUCCGAUCAUUUUUGUCUGACAGCCGUCAACCAUUUUUGGUUGUUGAUCGUUUUUCUACCAUUCCAACCACUUUUGGGCAGUGGUUGGGCGUUUUCAUAUAAAUACGGCGAAAUCAGCCGUUUGAGUCAGUCUAGUUUUGUCUUUCUUAGAAGCAGCAUCCCUUUACGCUGUCUUUGACUCUUAGAAAAUUUGAAGCAUUAGAAAUUUUGGCGGCCAUUUAACUUAUUGUAUAAAUUCGUCUGCGGUCUAGCGCCAUUAAUUUUAGUAAGCAAGAUUCUUUAUAGAAAGACGAUUUAUUUACAAGAUACUCAUUUUAUAAGAACUUACAUCAUAAUUUGUUACUAUCUCGCAUUAUAUAAUUAAUAUUUAUUGACUUUGAACAUUAUUUUUCUGCUGUUAUUGAUGAAUGAUAUAAGCGGCUACGGUUCACUGACUUGCAUAUAUUUUUUAUGGAACGCCGUUAACGUCUUAAUUUAAUACGCGAUUAUAUCAGCGAAAUUUUGAUUUAAAUGCAUCCUGUGCUAUUCUAAAGUAAAUUAUUCAUAAGUAUCAUAAGUUAACAAACUCAUAAGUUGUAUUAACAUCUAAAUAUCUGAUAUCUGUGUGUAUUUAAUUACAAAUGAACAUUGCUCAUCUUUUCACUGUGAAUAAUUGUGACAGUUGCUGCUAUAUAUAAUAACUUAUAUAUUAUAUUGUGUGUUGACAUUAAUUUAUUUAUACACAAAAUAAAUUUUGUUGAAGUGUACAUCUGAUUUGUUCUACAUUUUUAAUAUACAUAUCUGGUUCAACUGCUAUUAGAGGACUCAUCUUCAAAGUCUUUGCCUAAUUAAUUCGAACCAUUAGUGCAGUAACAUCCCUAUAAGAUUGCAAAAGAAAGCGCUACCAAAAAUAGAUCAACAAACAACUCCUGCUAAAGCCCUGUACUGCCGGCACGCGACAAUACC